ACUUAGAGCCAUAUGGUCUUGGUCGCCAUAAAUAUUAUGGCAGCAGCACUACCUGCUACAAAGUAAACAAGCUGAUUCUGCCUCCUUGGUCGCAGAAGACAUGGCACUAGCUAUGGGAAUCUGCAGAAAUAUGGGAACUCGAUCAAAGGUAGAAAGACGGCUGGGAGGAAACAGGGCUGCACUUUUUGUGUAUGCAAUGGAGGGGCUUGAGAACAUGGCUUUCAUUGCCAUGGCAGUGAGCUUGGUGACUUACUUCUUUGGGUACAUGAACUUCAACUUAACAAAGUCAGCCACCACUGUGACCAACAUUAUGGGGACUGCGUUUCUGCUUGCACUCUUUGGGGGUUUCGUCUCUGACACUUAUCUCUCAAGGUUCAAGACUUGUGUCCUCUUCGUCUCCAUGGAAAUCUUGGGGUAUGGUAUCUUGGCAGUACAAGCACACUUCAAACAAUUAAGACCAAUCCCCUGCAAGGGCGCAGCAACAAUCCAGACAAGUCAAUGCGAGGCUGCUAGUGGAGGCCAAGCUGCGAUCCUCUACACCGGGCUUUACCUUGUUGCAUUAGGAACUGGCGGUGUUAAAGCCGCCUUGCCAGCCUUAGGGGCCGACCAGUUUGAUGAUAAAGAUCCCAAAGAGGCAGCUCAACUAUCUAGCUUUUUCAACUGGUUCUUGCUUAGCCUCACCAUUGGAGCUAUAGUUGGUGUUACUUUCAUCGUUUGGAUUAGCACCAACUUAAGCUGGGAAUGGAGUUUUACCAUAUGCACCAUCUCUGUAUUAUUCGCAGUCAUCUUUAUAAUCAUGGGCAAAUCAUUAUAUCGAAAUAAUAUUCCAAAGGGAAGCCCCCUUGUGCGGAUCAUACAGGUCUUUGUGGCAGCCUUCAGAAACAGAAAACUGCAAAUUCCAGAGAACGAGGAGGAACUACAUGAGAUUCUUGAGAUAAAAGGGGAGGACAAUCAAGAAAUCCUCAAAAGGACAGAUCAAUUCAGGUUCUUGGACCGGGCAGCAAUUAUAAGGAGCACCACUGAUGCAGCGACGGCCAUAAGCUCGGGACCAUGGAGUCUGUGUACGGUGACCCAAGUAGAAGAAACAAAAAUAUUGAUCCGUAUGCUACCAAUAAUAUGUAGCACCAUAUUCAUGAACACAUGUUUGGCUCAGCUUCAGACCUUCUCUAUACAGCAAAGCACCACCAUGAACCCCAACAUCAAGGGAUUUAAAGUACCAGGCCCAUCUAUCCCAGUUAUCCCUCUACUCUUCAUGUUCGCCCUAAUCCCUUUGUACGACCGCAUAUUCGUCCCACUUGCUCGGAGAAUCACCGGAAUCUCCACGGGAAUCCGACCCCUUCAACGCGUCGGGGUUGGGUUGGUUCUGUCAGCCAUUUCCAUGGCAGUCGCCGGAGUUGUUGAAACCCACCGGAAGUCGGUGGCCAUCCAACACGAGAUGGUGGACAGCACAGAGCCUCUGCCUUUGAGUUUGUUUUGGCUAGGUUUCCAGUACGCUAUUUUUGGAGCAGCAGAUAUGUUUACUCUGGUUGGACUUCUGGAGUUUUUCUAUGCUGAAAGUUCGGCAGGAAUGAAGUCACUCAGCACGGCUAUAUCUUAGAGUUCUGUGGCAUUUGGCUAUUUUACAAGCACCGUGGUGGUUGAAGUGGUUAACAAAGUGAGUGGAGGAUGGCUGGCAAGUAAUAGCCUCAACAGAGACAAGCUUAACUACUUCUACUGGCUGUUGUCUGCGUUGAGCGUCCUUAAUUUUGGGUUUUACUUGGUUUGUGCUUCUUGGUAUAGAUACAAAAAGGUGGAAGACAAGCAAGGCCAUCCCCGAGAUACCCUUGAGAUGACCAUGGUUUAGUUUAGAUCUCUGGUUCUUGUUUACUUGUUUGCUUUUGGUUUCUCGAUCACCUGGCAUGAAUUAAAUACAAUUCGCAUGACGUGGAACUUGAAAGUGAAUGCAUGCGUAAACCACAUGUAUAGAUUGUUUAUUGA
This is a messenger RNA of Prosopis cineraria, 1977 nucleotides long. RefSeq names its product protein NRT1/ PTR FAMILY 4.5-like. Gene Ontology annotation, cellular component: membrane. The coding region runs from base 101 to 1597 and encodes 498 amino acids. Lineage: Eukaryota; Viridiplantae; Streptophyta; Magnoliopsida; Fabales; Fabaceae. The record is from RefSeq and is a predicted model, not a curated record. Gene Ontology annotation, biological process: transmembrane transport. The transcript has 6 exons. Gene Ontology annotation, molecular function: transmembrane transporter activity.